This is a messenger RNA of Tupaia belangeri chinensis (Chinese tree shrew), 1243 nucleotides long. RefSeq names its product DnaJ heat shock protein family (Hsp40) member C8 (gene DNAJC8). The record is from RefSeq and is a predicted model, not a curated record. NCBI's taxonomy places the organism in Eukaryota, Metazoa, Chordata, Mammalia, Scandentia, Tupaiidae. Gene Ontology annotation, cellular component: nucleus.
GUAAAACAAAUAGAGAAGAGAGAUUCAGUUCUAACGUCCAAAAAUCAAAUUGAACGAUUGACCCGUCCUGGUUCCUCUUACUUCAACUUGAACCCAUUCGAGGUUCUUCAGAUAGACCCGGACGUGACCGAUGAAGAGAUAAAGAAGCGGUUUCGGCAGCUGUCUAUACUGGUGCACCCGGACAAGAACCAGGAUGAUGCCGACAGGGCACAGAAGGCUUUCGAAGCUGUGGACAAAGCUUACAAGUUGCUACUGGAUCAGGAGCAAAAGAAGAGGGCCCUGGAUGUAAUUCAGGCAGGAAAAGAAUACGUGGAGCACACCGUGAAGGAGCGGAAAAAACAGUUGAAGAAGGAAGGAAAGCCUACGAGCGUGGAGGAGGACGACCCUGAGCUGUUCAAGCAAGCAGUAUAUAAGCAGACCAUGAAACUGUUUGCCGAGCUGGAGAUUAAGAGAAAAGAGAGAGAGGCCAAAGAGAUGCACGAAAGGAAGCGGCAGAGGGAAGAAGAGAUUGAAGCUCAGGAGAAGGCCAAGCGAGAGCGGGAAUGGCAGAAAAACUUCGAGGAGAGUCGAGACGGCCGUGUGGACAGCUGGCGGAACUUCCAGGCAACUACCAAGGGCAAGAAAGAGAAGAAAAACCGAACCUUUCUGAGGCCGCCCAAGGUGAAGAUGGAGCAGCGCGAGUGACCCGCCGCGCCGCCCCUGUCCCGGAGGACUGUCUUCCCUCUCCUUCCGCCCCAGAGUAGCCUUUGCUUUUUAGCCCGUUUUGUUUUCAAUACAAUUUAAUAUUGAUCAAAGUAAUUCUUUUGUACAUUGAGAUGAGGGGCUUGGUUUAAGAAAGACUGCCCUGCACCCCACUAGAAAGCGGGUCGGGAGGUGCCCCUGGUCCAUGGCGGUAAGGAACCGGGGCCUGUGGUGGGAGGGGGUUUUGUGCGUAGACCCGGAAAUCUCCCAACUAAACGCACGGCUUAAACUGGUGUCCCGUGGCCUCGGAGCCCAGCCUGGGCCACCUCGGGAGCCUCUCCCCACACUCGCUCCCUCUGCGCGUGCGACUGUCGGGCGGCAGCAGGGCUUUGUGGGUGCGCAUAGCAGCGACGGAGGCCCUGCCCUGGCCAGCAUGGCGGGAGGCUCCAGCCACCCCAGCUGGUUCUGGUCGGAGAGCCAGCCGACCUCCCACACCUGUGUCCCGCCCGUCCAUAUCUGAUGCUGACAGUGUUCUUACGUUCAAUAAACUUUUGUACCCAGA